AUGGAAACAAGUGUACCACCAGCGCCUCCGGUUAGUUUUUUUUGGGAGAAUUUCUUGGAUCAGAAGGUUCUAGGGAAAGUUUGGGGUACUGUACCUAAUUUCAGAUGAGGUUGUUAUUUUUAGAAUUCUGAACUCAUAGCAUGGAAAUCUCCUGAACUUGAGAUUCAAAUGUUAUAAAAUCUCCGGUUCAAAUGUUAUAAAAUCUCCGGAACCUCACUGUUGAAUCGGAAUUCAAAAAUAUUCUUACUGAAUUUUAAUUACAGUCACAUUUUUCUGGAAUUUUUCCCAUAACCUUGCUCUUUUAUUUUGCAGCGCUAUGAACCUGGCCAAGAAAAAUCGCCAUUUGUCACAGGAGAAUCAAAUGGUGGAUUCAUCGCCCCAGAAAAUGUUCAAAAAUGCACCAUCGAAUCGAAUUCUUGGAAAAAGAAUUUCAAGUUUGUGAAAGGUCGCGCGUUUUUGAAGAAUGUUGAGUGAGUUAUCUUAACUUUAUUAGAAUUAGAAAACUUAUUUUUUAUUUACAUACAUGAAAAAAAUUUUCAGUUGGAAAAAAGUGAUCAUCAUUCUGAUCCUAGUUAUUUUUGCAAUUUUCAUCUUCACAUUGUUUUAUGUUUUGGUUUCGACAUUUUUGCAAGAGCCAACACAUCAGCCGAUUUCAGAACAUCAGAUUAAAUUGUCGAGGAAUUUGGAUACAAAAUCUGCAGAGUCGUGAGUUUUGGAAUUUUCAGAAAAUUCUUUUCAAUUUUAUUUUAUUUUUUUGAAUUUGAAAUCCAGAUUAAUACAUUCCUGUUAUAAAAUAUAACUUAUUCAAUUCCUAGGACUCGCCGAAAACCAUUCAAACCCAUUGAACUUGUGGAAGCUGUGAUCAUUGAAACAUCAAGUUCGACAACAACAUCAACUACAGAAAUACCAUCAACAACAACCACAAUUGAUAUUGAAACAACGCAAGACAAGUUGCAUCCGAUGGAAUAUUUUGGGAAAAAUUUCGACAAAAAUCAUGCGCCGGUGAGGAUUUUUUGGGGGGACUUUGAUGUGUUAGAAAAAUUCUGAAGAUCACAAUUAUGAAGGGUGUUCGAGAAUUUUUUUGAUGAAUAUUUCAUCAGGGAACUUUUAGGGGCAAAUUAUCUUAGAUAUUUGUUUCAUUUCCAGGCGAAAAUUUUCGAAGAAAAAUUGAUUAGACAAUUUUGAACUUACGACAACUCCGACAAAAACUACGAAGAUCAGAAAAAUUUUUUAACACUGUCAGAUAAGAAAAAGAAGAAAAAUAAAUGAAUUCAUAAAAUAUAUGAGGAAUUUUGAAGAGCUGUGAAAACUACAGUAAUUCAUAAGAACUGCAAAGAGUACUGUACUUUUUCCAAUUCUAUAAAACUUCCCAAUUAUUGAAACCUUAUGAAAUGAAUUCUAGAAGCUAGAAAAGUAUAUGAGAAAAAAAUUCUGAAGCUUGAGUUCCAAGCUCAAUCAUUCUCCCCAAAAAAUUAUCAAAAUAUUUUCCAGGAUUGCCUUCAACACUUAGCAAGUGGAGCAGAAUCUGGUGUUUUCCCAAUUCAACGUGGCGAUGAUUAUCUUGCUGCCUAUUGUGAUAUGGAAAAAUCUGGCGGUGGAUGGACUGUUAUUCAAAGGUACAUACAUAGCUUAACUUUGCUUUUCAGCCCCCGAAAAAAAAUUUUCCAGAAGAACCAACAAAAACGAAGGCUUCUAUAAUCGAAAAUAUGUAGAAUAUAUCAAUGGAUUCGGCUCUCUUAACAAUUCUUUUUGGCUCGGCCUCAAAAAUAUUCACACACUUGCUCCAUCCACAGAACCUUAUGUGACUCUUCGAAUUGAACUUCAUGGAGAUUUGUGUUUGGGUCCAAAAUGUAAUGGUGAUCCAGAAGGUUUCUGGUAUGGAGAAUGGGAUUUUAGAGUGAGUUUUUUUUUUACUUUUUCUUUUUUGAAUGAAACUAGAUUUAAAAAUUGUGAUCUCAGAUUGGUGAUGAAAAAGAUGGCUAUGCUUUAGACAUCAGUCCAGCGACUAGAGGAAAUUUAUCGAUUGUUGGAAAUUAUACAGACGGAUUUUAUGCGAAAAGUAAUGGAAUGAAAUUUACGACAAUUGAUAAUGAUCAAGAUACUGAAAAUGCUUUCAAUUGUGCACAAUUCAGAAAUUUCGGGUUAGUUUGGAUUACUUACAUUUAGGAGUGAACUUCAGAGUUGAGCUAACUAAAUUUCGAUAAAAAAAUUGGGAUCAGCUUAAGAAAUUUGAAAAAAAAAACAUUUUUUCAGUGCUUGGUGGCAUAGUGAUUGCACAACAGCCGCCUUAAAUGGUUUAUACGGUGAUCGCAAAAACGCCGCGAGAUAUAUGAUGUGGAAAGUUGACGAGGGACGAGCAAAUGGUCGAAUUGGUCUCAAUUAUGUUAUACAUCCAAAAGAAUCUCUCAUGAUGAUCAGACCGAAAUAUUGA
Caenorhabditis angaria is the source of this 2431-nucleotide messenger RNA. NCBI's taxonomy places the organism in Eukaryota, Metazoa, Nematoda, Chromadorea, Rhabditida, Rhabditidae. The record is from the annotation of a GenBank genome assembly.